AUGAGCCUUGGCGAUGUUAUCAGGCGGUGUGGGAGGACCAAGGAUCUAGCACUCGCGAGAGAAAUCCACGCGAGUGUUUCGCCGAUCGGUCUGCGGCACGAGACUCGCCUGUGCAAUCAGAUGAUUCAGAUGUUUGGGAGCUGUGGGAGUUUGGAUGAUGCGAGGUUGGUGUUUGAUGGAAUCGCCAGCCCCAAUCUAUUCUCUUGGAACAAUCUCCUGGCCGCGAUUGCCAAGAACUCCAGCGCCCGCGAGGCGGCAGAUUUCUUCGAGAAAAUGCCGACGAGAGAUGCCGUGUCGUGGAAUUCUCUCCUCGGAGCUUUUGCCGCCGUCAGGGAUUUCGGGGCUUUCGAAGGGAUUCUCGAUAGAAUGCCACAGUGGGAUUCUUUCUCUUGUAAUCUCCGGUUGAAAGCUUUGCUAGAUCGACAGGAUUUCGAGGCCGCGACGAAAUUCUACGAUUCGAUGCCUUGCAGGGAUGAAAUCUCGCUCAACACAAUGAUCGCUGCUUACACUCGAAUCGCGGUCGCGGAUGUGAAAGCCGCCAAGAACAUCUUCGAAUGCUCCCCUGCUCGCGACUCCUCGACAUGGAAUGCGAUGCUCCACGCGCUCACCGCGAGCAAGCAAUCGAUCGCCGCGGGUGAGCUCCUGGAAAAGAUGCCGCAAAGGAGCAUCGAAUCGUGGACGGUUCUUCUCCAUCUCUACGAACAAACUGGGGACUUUCGAGGCUCCAAGUCAAUCUACGAAAAUCUCCCCUACACCGACGUCAUCGCAUCGACUGCCAUGAUCAGAGUCGCGGCGCGGACGGGAAAUCUCGAUCACGCGAAAGAGUUGUUCGAUCAAAUUUCUUCACGCGAUCACAUUUUGUGGACAGUGCUCUUGGGUGAGCUAGCUCGACAGCAAGAAAUAGAAUAUGCCUACGCCAUGUUUCAAAAGAUGCCUCAAUGGGACAAUGUAUCGUGGAAUUCUAUGCUUGUGGCAUAUGCCGAGAUUGGGCAAAUUCAAAACGCGGAAAUAUUGUACAGAAAGAUUCCUUUUCCAGAUGUUUUUUCCACUAGCAUCAUGGUAAAUCUCUACGGACAGGUAAAUUUACCGUUGAAGGCUGAGGGUUUGUUUCUGGCUACGUGUGUGAGAAAUGCAGUGGUGUGGACGGCUUUACUAGCGGCAUUUGCCUAUUCCAGGCAUUUAGAGAAGGUAAAGUUCCUAUUUACACGGAUGCCUUGUUGGAACAUGGUGGCAUGGACGGGUGUGAUGGUCGCUCACGCGUCUGUCGAUGAGCUAUCGACGGCUAGGAUGGUGUUUGAUGACAUCCCUGAGGUGGAUAUGCCCGCCUGGAAUGCUUUGAUAGCAGCAUAUGCCUUGAAAGGGCAUUUGUCUCAGGUGGUCGAGCUCUCCAAUUGCGCGAGCUUGGAAGGGAUGAUAGCCGACGAUGCCACGUUUAGCAGCAUUCUCUCUUGCUUUAGGGUUUGUGGAUCGGUCGAGGAGGGCCGGUGGUGGUUCCUGGUGAUGGUGUCGGAUCACCGAUUGAGGGCUGGAAUGGAGCAUUACUUGUGUAUGAUCGAUAUUCUGGGGCGCGCGGGGGAGCUAGCGAAGGCGGAGGAGCUGAUCCAGAGCAUGCCAUUCCAGCCGGACGCCGUGGCGUGGAAGAUUUUGGCCAAUGCGUGCAAGAUCCACCGGGAAAUCGAGCGGGGCAAGCAAUCCGGGGAGGCGGCGCUGGCGCUGGAUCCAGAUCAGGUGUCGCCCUAUGUGAUUCUGGCGAACAACUACAGGGAAAAGGGAGGAAUGUGUGACUAG
Selaginella moellendorffii is the source of this 1788-nucleotide messenger RNA. Its product is annotated as pentatricopeptide repeat-containing protein At4g02750-like. Gene Ontology annotation, molecular function: protein binding; RNA binding. Gene Ontology annotation, biological process: RNA modification. The record is from RefSeq and is a predicted model, not a curated record. Bases 1 to 1788 code for a protein of 595 amino acids. Lineage: Eukaryota; Viridiplantae; Streptophyta; Lycopodiopsida; Selaginellales; Selaginellaceae. The transcript has a single exon.